AUGGCUGCUGCUGGUUCAGCUCCUAUUGCAAUAGGCACAAGGGGAACCGUAGGAUCGCUGCUCAAGAAGGAAAUCGAGUACUUCGCCAAGCUCGAGUUAGAAGCACAUGGCGGCGUUGGUGGUAGUAGUAGUAGUGGUAGGUCAUGGAAAUCACAUGUACAAGUGGAAAUGGAUUGCUCGAAUGGUCAUUCGAGGUCCGGUUUCUGGUUCUCGAUCGUCGGCUGGAAAAGGAAGAAACGAAGAGCAGGCAACGAGAACAACAACGGCGGGUUCUUACCGAGUAUGUGUUCUGCAAUCGAAGUUGCAGACAUGAAUAGAUUUAACCUAUGUUGCACUGAUACGGAUACGGGGACGGGGACAGGAAACGGCAAUUUCUAA
Hibiscus syriacus is the source of this 378-nucleotide messenger RNA. RefSeq lists its product as uncharacterized. The coding region runs from base 1 to 378 and encodes 125 amino acids. The transcript has a single exon. The record is from RefSeq and is a predicted model, not a curated record. NCBI's taxonomy places the organism in Eukaryota, Viridiplantae, Streptophyta, Magnoliopsida, Malvales, Malvaceae.